AACGGAACCAUGUCCGAUCGGAAUUCGCAAUGAUGUCGGAAACCUAACUGCGAUACUUGUUGUUUACUUCUUUUAUAGUUGUUUUGUUCCUGCUAUCUCAUGGGCAUUUUCAUUCUGUCCCAUUUGAUCUCAACCGAUUAUCUGUUGGCUAAAUCGUAAGGUUCUAUAUUCAGCACAAAUUGGGACACUUUCAAGUCCAAUAUUCCAGUUGAUACAAACAAAAAAAUUUCCGAUUUACCAUAAUGGUUGGAGAGACACCCCACAACCGCGUCUUCAAUCAUGUCGCGGUGUCAGUCUCUGACAUCCAGGCGACAGUCAACUGGUACUCGCGCGUGUUUGGAUUCAAGCUCCUCGGCAAGGUUUCGCACAUAAAACGCUCUGAAACCCCAGAUGCCGCUAUCUUCGGCAUCUAUCCCUCAACCAUGAAUGAAGUGAAGCUGGCCUAUAUGGCAACCGGUAACGGUGUCGGAUUUGAGAUUUUCGAAUUCGUUGACCCGAAGCCUCAGCACGUGGAUGUUUUCCAAUAUGAGCGCAAGGGCUUUUUCCAUAUCUGUGUGACGGAUCCAAACCCGGAUGAAUUGGCGGACAAAGUUGAAGCUGCUGGUGGGAAAAGAAUUGGGAAGACUGUUGAUCCUUCUGGGAAUGGCGAUACCAAGUGUCUCUACUUGUCUGAUCCGUGGGGUAAUGUUGUAGAAGUUCUUAGUGUGAGUUUUGAGUGGCUGGGCUGUCGGACCGCUUACUGAAUUGUAUAUACUUCUUACUAUAAAUUACCGGAGUCUAAGCAUAGACUCACAUACC
Molecule: messenger RNA, 798 nt
Organism: Paecilomyces variotii
Lineage: Eukaryota; Fungi; Ascomycota; Eurotiomycetes; Eurotiales; Thermoascaceae
Exons: 2
Coding region: 243-743 (166 amino acids)
Biological process (GO): L-methylmalonyl-CoA metabolic process
Molecular function (GO): methylmalonyl-CoA epimerase activity
Source: RefSeq, a predicted model, not a curated record